Sphenostylis stenocarpa is the source of this 249-nucleotide messenger RNA. The record is from the annotation of a GenBank genome assembly. NCBI's taxonomy places the organism in Eukaryota, Viridiplantae, Streptophyta, Magnoliopsida, Fabales, Fabaceae.
AUGCGUGCGCACUCUCUCCGCGCCACUCUCCCUGGGUUUCUUCACUCUGUGCUGCAGUCCACCGUUACCUCCUGCGUCGCGUUCGGUGCGCGCGCGUGGGACACCCUUCUUCCUAGAUUCCCGUCCUAUUGGAGGAACGUGAUUCUCGCUCCCACUUUGCUUUUUCUCCCAACAAAUUCAAUUCAAAUUCCUAACGAGGAGCAAGAGAUUCUAGACACAUGGAAAGCAAUAUUUUGCAAGGUUGAGUGA